Mesoplodon densirostris (Blainville's beaked whale) is the source of this 2121-nucleotide messenger RNA. RefSeq names its product protein kinase C theta (gene PRKCQ). Gene Ontology annotation, molecular function: diacylglycerol-dependent serine/threonine kinase activity; ATP binding. The record is from RefSeq and is a predicted model, not a curated record. The coding region runs from base 1 to 2121 and encodes 706 amino acids. Lineage: Eukaryota; Metazoa; Chordata; Mammalia; Artiodactyla; Ziphiidae. Gene Ontology annotation, biological process: peptidyl-serine phosphorylation; intracellular signal transduction. The transcript is spliced from 17 exons.
AUGUCACCAUUUCUUCGAAUUGGUUUGUCCAACUUUGACUGUGGGUCCUGCCAGCCGUGCCAGGGAGAGGCUGUUAACCCUUACUGUGCUGUGCUUGUCAAAGAAUAUGUUGAAUCAGAGAAUGGGCAGAUGUACAUCCAGAAAAAGCCAACCAUGUACCCUCCCUGGGACAGCACUUUUGACGCCCAUAUCAACAAGGGAAGAGUAAUGCAGAUCAUCGUAAAGGGCAAAAAUGUGGACCUAAUAUCCGAAACCACUGUGGAGCUCUAUUCCCUGGCCGAGAGAUGUAGGAAAAACAAUGGGAAGACAGAAAUAUGGUUAGAGCUGAAACCUCAAGGCCGAAUGCUAAUGAACGCAAGAUACUUUCUGGAAAUGAGUGACACAAAGGACAUGAGUGAAUUCGAGAACGAAGGCUUCUUUGCUCUGCAUCAGCGCCGAGGAGCCAUCAAACAGGCCAAAGUCCACCACGUCAAGUGCCAUGAGUUCACGGCCACCUUCUUCCCACAACCCACGUUUUGCUCCGUCUGCCAUGAGUUUGUCUGGGGUCUGAACAAACAGGGCUACCAGUGUCGACAAUGUAAUGCAGCAAUUCACAAGAAGUGUAUCGAUAAAGUUAUAGCGAAGUGCACAGGAUCAGCUAUCAACAGCCGAGAAACCAUGUUCCACAAGGAGAGGUUCAAAAUCGACAUGCCGCACAGAUUUAAGGUCUACAAUUACAAGAGCCCCACCUUCUGUGAGCACUGUGGGACCCUGCUCUGGGGCCUGGCGAGGCAAGGCCUCAAGUGUGACGCCUGUGGCAUGAACGUACAUCACAGAUGCCAGACAAAGGUUGCCAACCUUUGUGGCAUAAACCAGAAGCUAAUGGCUGAAGCACUGGCAAUGAUCGAGAGCACUCAACAGGCUCGCUGCUUAAGAGACUCUGAACACAUCUUCAGAGAAGGUCCAGUUGAAAUUGGUCUCCCACGCUCCAUAAAAGGUGAAGCAAAGCUGUCGUAUGGACCAGCACCGGGGAAAAAAGAGCCUCAGGGGAUCUCCUGGGAGUCUCCCUUGGAUGAGAUGGAGAAAGUAGGCCAUCGUCCAGAACCUGAACUUAACGUAGAAAGACCAUCUCUACAUAUGAAAUUAAAAAUCGAGGAUUUUACCUUGCACAAAAUGUUGGGGAAAGGAAGUUUUGGCAAGGUCUUCCUAGCAGAGUUCAAGAAAACCAAUCAAUUUUUCGCAAUAAAAGCCUUAAAGAAAGAUGUGGUUUUGAUGGACGACGAUGUGGAGUGUACAAUGGUAGAGAAGAGAGUUCUCUCCUUGGCCUGGGAGCAUCCAUUCUUAACGCACAUGUUCUGUACGUUCCAGACCAAGGAAAACCUCUUUUUUGUGAUGGAGUAUCUCAACGGAGGAGACUUAAUGUACCACAUCCAGAGCUGCCACAAGUUCGAUCUUUGCAGAGCCACGUUCUAUGCUGCUGAAAUCAUUCUCGGUCUGCAGUUCCUUCAUUCCAAAGGAAUAGUCUACAGGGACCUGAAGCUUGAUAACAUCCUGUUAGACAAAGAUGGACACAUCAAAAUAGCGGACUUCGGGAUGUGCAAGGAGAACAUGCUGGGGGACGCCAGGACCAACACCUUCUGCGGGACCCCCGACUACAUCGCCCCGGAGAUCCUGCUGGGUCAGAAGUACAACCAUUCUGUGGACUGGUGGUCCUUUGGCGUCCUUCUCUAUGAGAUGCUAAUAGGUCAGUCACCUUUCCAUGGGCAAGAUGAAGAGGAACUCUUCCACUCCAUCCGCAUGGACAACCCCUUUUACCCACGAUGGCUCGAGAAGGAGGCUAAGGACCUUUUAGUGAAGCUCUUCGUAAGAGAACCUGAAAAGCGCCUGGGGGUAAGGGGAGACAUCCGCCAGCACCCCUUGUUUCGGGAGAUCAAUUGGGAAGAGCUGGAAAGGAAGCAGAUUGACCCUCCGUUCAGGCCUAAAGUGAAAUCACCGUACGACUGUAGCAAUUUCGACAAAGAAUUCUUGAAUGAAAAGCCCCGGCUGUCAUUUGCAGACAGAGCGCUGAUCAACAGCAUGGACCAGAACAUGUUCCAGAACUUUUCCUUCAUGAAUCCAGGGAUGGAGAAGCUGAUAUCCUGA